AAAAAAAAAAAAAAAAAAAAAAAAACAGGAAUAUCCAGUGAGGCGCAAAAGAUCGGGUGGAUCAACCGACCAUGAGACUCAGUCUCUGACCAUCAAUACAUGACAAUAGGAACAGUGGUUCGGUACAAUGAAACAUCCUGACGGGGACUCCAGCCCAUCAAACUCGAGAGAGAGAAAGCAUAGGGAAUAAACGAGGGCCAAGCAAACAAGAAGGAGGGAGGAGGGGUUGAGAGGGAGAGGGGAGUGUGUAGGCCGGAAACAGUUGAUAGUGGUUCGCAGGAUGCCGGAGUCGACUUAUAAGAAUGAUAAUAAGUAUAGUAAGAAUACUAAUAAUCACUCCAUCAAAUAUAAGGAGAGUGAGUUCGAAGGGAUAAUAGGCGAACUGGUUCUUCACCGACGGGGAACUUCCACUCUUUUGGGCGAAAAAAAUGAAAAACGAGAGAUACACCACAGACGAUCGGUGGAGAGAAUCGGGCCCUUUACCCUUUCCCUUCGGGAAGAACACGAAGGACCAGAAAGGUAAAAAGAAGAGAGGAUGGAGAGGAGACGAUUGACUAGGGCAAACAAAUUGAUCCUAGUGACUAGUCUCAUAGCCUAGUCCCCUAGUCCACUUGUAAUCGGC
Messenger RNA from Aspergillus pseudonomiae, 622 nucleotides. RefSeq lists its product as uncharacterized. The transcript is spliced from 2 exons. NCBI's taxonomy places the organism in Eukaryota, Fungi, Ascomycota, Eurotiomycetes, Eurotiales, Aspergillaceae. The coding region runs from base 281 to 523 and encodes 80 amino acids. The record is from RefSeq and is a predicted model, not a curated record.